This is a messenger RNA of Chelmon rostratus (copperband butterflyfish), 2757 nucleotides long. RefSeq names its product phosphodiesterase 11a (gene pde11a). Gene Ontology annotation, molecular function: 3',5'-cyclic-nucleotide phosphodiesterase activity; protein binding. Lineage: Eukaryota; Metazoa; Chordata; Actinopteri; Chaetodontiformes; Chaetodontidae. The transcript has 20 exons. Gene Ontology annotation, biological process: signal transduction. The coding region runs from base 1 to 2757 and encodes 918 amino acids. The record is from RefSeq and is a predicted model, not a curated record.
AUGGCAGUGCCAAAUAUGGUGUUCUCUGACGUGGAAAGUUUCCUGGACUCGCAUCCCGACCUGUUCGAGGACUACCUGAACAGAAAGGGGAAUUUCAGCAUGGUGGAGAAAUGGCUCAAGAACCACCAGGCGAGCAAAAGUCCGGCGGCCGCGGCUCCCGCCGAGCCGAGAGAGGAGAAGAGCAACGCGUGCAAGGACAGCUGGGCGAGCAAAUGCGACGGUCUGCAGAGGAGAGCCUCGCAGAAGGAGCUGCGCAAAACUUUCGCCAGAUCCAAGGCCAUCAACGUGAACAGGACGUACGACGAGCAUGUGAACUCCAGGGCCCAGGAGCCCCUGACGAGCAUGAGGAGGAGAGCCCUGCUGAGGAAAGCGAGCUCUCUGCCCCCGACCACUGCGCACAUCCUGAGCGCGCUGCUGGAGUCCAGAGUCAACAUCCCCCAGUACCCGUCCACAGCCGUGGAUUUUAAAUAUUACCUCAAAGAACACAACGAAAGAGAGUUUUUCCUGGAGCUUGUGAAGGACAUCUCUAACGACCUGGAUCUAACGAGCCUCAGCUACAAAAUCCUGGUGUUUGUUUGCAUUAUGGUGGACGCGGACCGGUGCUCCUUGUUUCUGGUGGAGGGAACGGGCAACAAGAAGACACUCGUGUCCAAAUUCUUUGACGUGCACGCGGGCACCACGGUUUUGCCCUCCAUGAAUUCGGAUGAAGUUCAGGUGCCGUGGGGCAAAGGGAUCAUCGGAUACGUGGCCGAGCACGGAGAGACGGUGAACAUUCCCGACGCUUACCAGGAUCGACGCUUCAGCGAUGAAAUUGACAAGCUGACAGGGUACAAAACCAAGUCGCUCUUGUGCAUGCCCAUUCGCAACAGCGAUGGAGAGAUCAUUGGAGUUGCUCAGGCCAUCAACAAGUCUUCAAGUGGAGAGCUUUUCACUGAAGACGAUGAAAAGGUGCUGCAGAUGUACCUGCCUUUCUGUGGCAUUGCGAUCUCCAAUGCCCAACUCUUCGCCGCCUCAAGGAAGGAGUACGACAGGAGCCGGGCACUCUUGGAGGUAGUCAACGACCUGUUUGAGGAGCAGACUGACCUGGAGAAGAUUGUCAGGAAGAUCAUGCACCGUGCCCAGACGUUGCUAAAGUGCGAGCGCUGCUCCGUUCAGCUGCUGGAGGACAUUGAGUCACCGGUGGUGAAGUUCACCAAGUCUUUUGAGCUGCUGUCCCCUAAGUGCAGCGCAGACACUGAAAGUAGUUUCAAAGACAGCAUGGAGAAGUCGUCCUACUCAGACUGGCUCAUCAACAACAGUAUUGCAGAGCUGGUAGCAUCCACAGGACUGCCCGUGAACAUCAGUGACGCCUAUCAGGAUCCUCGCUUUGACGCCGAGGCAGACCAGUUCUCAGACUUCCACAUCCGCUCUGUGCUUUGUGUUCCCAUAUGGAACAGCAACCACCAAAUCAUUGGUGUCGCCCAAGUGCUGAACAGGCUCGAUGGGAAACCGUUCGACGAUGCAGACCAGCGUCUCUUCGAGGCGUUCGUGAUCUUUUGCGGACUGGGCAUCAACAACACCAUCAUGUACGACCAGGUGAAGAAGUCCUGGGCCAAGCAGUCCGUGGCUUUGGAUGUUCUGUCAUACCACGCCACUUGCUCCAAGACUGAAGUUGACAAAUUCAAGGCCGCUAACAUUCCCCUGGUGUGCGAGCUGGGCAUCGGGAAGCUCUCCUUCGACGAUUUCUCCCUGGACGUGGAUGCCAUGAUCACGGCCGCUCUGAGGAUGUUCAUGGAGUUGGGAAUGGUGCAGAAAUUUAAGAUCGACUAUGAGACGUUGUGCAGAUGGCUGCUGACUGUCAGAAAAAACUACAGGAUGGUUCUCUAUCACAACUGGAGGCACGCCUUCAACGUCUGCCAGUGCAUGUUUGCCAUGCUAACGACGGCGGGCUUCCAGGAGACCCUGACGGAGGUGGAGAUCUUAGCGCUUAUUGUAGGAUGCGUGUGCCAUGACCUGGACCACAGGGGCACCAACAAUGCUUUCCAGGCGAAGACGGGCUCAGCCCUCGCGCUGCUUUAUGGGACCUCUGCUACGCUGGAGCACCACCACUUCAACCAUGCUGUUAUGAUCCUGCAGAGCGAGGGUCACAAUAUCUUCUCCAACCUCUCGUCCACAGAGUACAGUGACCUCAUGCAGCUGCUGAAACAGUCCAUUCUGGCCACAGACCUCACACUUUACUUUGAGAACAGAAACACGUUCUUUGAGCUGGUCAGCAAUGGAGAGUACAACUGGAAUGUGAAGGCCCACAGGGACAUGUGCAGAUCCAUGAUGAUGACUGCGUGUGACCUUGGCGCUGUCACGAAGCCGUGGGAAAUAUCACGCAAGGUGGCAGAGUUGGUGACCAGUGAGUUCUUCGAGCAGGGAGACAGGGAGCGAUCGGAGCUGAAGCUCACGCCCUCCGCCAUCUUCGAUCGAAACAGGAAGGAUGAGCUGCCAGGGCUCCAGCUGGGGUGGAUUGAUGGGAUUUGCGCGCCACUGUACGAGACUCUGGUCAAGUUGAAUCCCAAACUCCAGCCGAUGCUUGACAUGAUCAAAGCAAACAGGGCCAAGUGGGAGGAACUGAACAAGAAGAGACAACGUGGCCAGAGCGUGUCUGCGCCGGCGAGCCCCUGCAGUGGCGACGCCGCGGAAACGAGUGGCGGCACCGUGGCCAAAACGGGCAGCGCGCCCUGCUGCAGUGGUGAUGCUGACGGCACGUCGUCCAAACCUGUUAGUUAG